Messenger RNA from Anas platyrhynchos (mallard), 4216 nucleotides. It is a transcript of the gene SLC26A5, whose product is annotated as solute carrier family 26 member 5. The record is from RefSeq and is a predicted model, not a curated record. Gene Ontology annotation, biological process: sulfate transmembrane transport. Gene Ontology annotation, cellular component: membrane. Lineage: Eukaryota; Metazoa; Chordata; Aves; Anseriformes; Anatidae. Gene Ontology annotation, molecular function: secondary active sulfate transmembrane transporter activity.
AGCACCCGCGGCCGGCGGACGGAGCGGGCGGGGCCGCCCCCCCCCCCUCCCCUCACUACACCCUGCCCGCGCCCCCGGCGCUCACCUUGGGCGCGGAGGGGAGGCGGCGGCGGCGGCGGGAGGCUGAGGCACGGCCGGAGGGAGCCAGCGGCUGGAGUGUUCUGCCAAGGGACAGCACUGAGCCUCCCCCCGUGUCAGUGCUCUUCGCCUUGCGGUCUGCGAGCUGAGGGAACGUCCCGAACUCCGUAGAAGGGCUCAGUGAAAGCGACUGGAACCACCAGCCAAGAAAGUUGUUCUGCGGAGACUGUCGAGCUUUUCUUCUGUGGCUUCUGCUCAGUGAGAUCAGCUAUGGAAUACACGCAAGAACACGGAGCAUGUCUUGAGCAAACGCAGAAGUACUGUGUGGAGAGACCAAUAUAUAACCAAGAGAUCUUGCAAGGACAGCUGCGCAGGCGGGACAGAACACCUCAGACUUUAAGGCAGAAGAUUGCACACUCUUGUCGUUGUUCCUCUAAGAAAGCCAAGUCUUACCUUUACAGUUUCUUACCAAUUUUAAAAUGGCUUCCCAGUUACCCAGUAAAGGAAUACUUAUUAGGAGACAUUAUCUCAGGUAUAAGCACUGGAGUUAUGCAGCUUCCUCAAGGGUUAGCUUAUGCUUUGCUGGCAGCUGUUCCCCCAGUGUUCGGCCUUUAUUCUUCAUUUUAUCCUGUCUUUCUGUAUACUUUUUUUGGGACCUCCAAACACAUAUCAAUAGGCACUUUUGCUGUGAUUAGUAUGAUGGUUGGAGGGGUAGCUGUUAGACAAGUGCCUGAUGAGGUGAUUUCUGUGGGCUAUAACGCAACGAACACUACGUAUGCCUCCGAAUAUUACAGCAACAGGGAUUUCAAACGGGUGCAGGUGGCUGUGACUCUUGCAUUUCUUUCAGGAAUUAUCCAGUUGUGUUUAGGUCUCCUUCGAUUUGGGUUUGUAGCCAUCUAUUUAACAGAGCCUCUGGUGCGAGGAUUUACUACUGCUGCUGCAGUUCAUGUCUUCACUUCUCAGUUAAAGUAUCUCCUUGGAGUUAAGACUAACCGAUACAGCGGACCCCUCUCAGUUGUGUAUAGCAUAGUUGCUGUGUUUUCAAAAAUAACAACGACCAAUGUUGCUGCACUGAUUGUUGGAUUAACGUGCAUUGUUCUGUUGUUGAUUGGCAAGGAAAUCAAUCUCCGCUAUAAGAAAAAGCUCCCAGUUCCUAUUCCUAUGGAGAUAAUUGUGGUUAUUAUUGGCACAGGAGUUUCAGCUGGAAUGAAUCUGACUGAAUCAUAUGGAGUGGAUGUUGUAGGGAAUAUUCCUCAAGGGUUAAGAGCACCAGCAGUUCCUGAGAUUCAGCUCAUCCCAGCAAUAUUUGUGGAUGCGAUAGCAAUAGCAAUAGUUGGAUUUUCAAUGGCUGUAUCAAUGGCCAAGAUCUUUGCCCUUAAACAUGGUUACACCAUUGAUGGGAAUCAGGAACUUAUUGCCUUGGGAAUAUGCAACUCUGUGGGGUCGUUUUUCCAAAGCUUUUCAGUCACUUGUUCAAUGUCUCGGAGUCUUGUUCAGGAAAGCACUGGUGGGAAAACUCAGAUUGCAGGUGCACUCUCUUCAAUUAUGGUUCUGUUGGUAAUUGUGGCUAUUGGAUACCUCUUUGAACCACUUCCACAGACAGUGCUAGCUGCAAUUGUAAUGGUGAACCUGAAAGGAAUGUUUAAGCAGUUUGGAGAUAUCGCGCACUUCUGGAAAACCAGUAAGAUCGAGCUGGCCAUCUGGGUGGUAGCUUUUGUGGCUUCUCUCUUCCUGGGACUAGACUAUGGUUUGCUUACUGCAGUAACGUUUGCAAUGAUAACCGUUAUUUACAGAACACAAAGACCUCAGUACAGAAUCCUCGGUCAGAUUCCUGACACAGAUAUCUACUGCGAUGUGGAAGAGUAUGAAGAGGUUAAAGAAUGUCCUGGUAUAAAAAUAUUUCAAGCUAAUGCAUCCCUUUAUUUCGCCAAUAGCGAGUCGUACACAAGUGCACUGAAGAAAAAGACUGGAGUGGACCCUUGUGCCAUAUUAGCAGCAAGGAGAAAAGCCCAGAAGAAGCACGCCAGGGAAAUAAAGAAGGCUAACGAACUCAAAAAGAAAGCUGUAUUGAAGCUAGUGAAUUCUUCGAGUAAUGAUGUGGAAGGAAAUGUAAAACAUGAGAUAGCAAAUGAUGAGUUACCCGUAAAUGGAAAAUCUCUUGAUGAGCUUGAACACUUCGUGGAGCCCGAAACAAACAUCCACUCUUUAAUUCUGGAUUUCACCCCAGUGAACUUUGUGGAUUCAGUUGGAGCAAAAACCUUAAAAUCAAUUAUAAAAGAAUACAAAGAAGUUUCAGUCCACGUCUGUAUUGCCAGCUGUAGCGGUCCUGUUAUGAAUGAGCUGACAAGACUGAAUUUUUUUGACGACACUGUAACAAGAGAGCUGCUCUUUCACAGUAUUCACGAUGCUGUCCUUGCUUGCCAAGUGAAACACAGGUCUGCUUCACAGACUGCCUCAGACCUCUGAGGACUGACAUCUAGCAGAAUGGAAGUCAGAUUUAUGCUGAUAGAGACUCUUUUCAAAUAUUUAAUUUGCACAGUUUAAAGAGAGCCUAAGGCUAUUUGUAUCUACGGGUAUAGGGUGGGGCUUUCAGUAGGAAGAGUGGACAAGGAAUUUGGAAGCCUUCAUGCUCUUGAAUUUUUUCCUUCCAUCAGGGUACAGCCUUCCAAUGACAUAAACAUGAAAUUAUGCAAGGUGAGAAAACUCGUAGUAAGCUACAGUCCGAAUCUGAUAGACAAGGUGACAUUCCUAUUCCUGUUGAGAAAAUGGGCACUUUAACUCACUGCAAGCUGGGAUCUUGCAGAAGAAAACUGUUCUGCAAUUCCAAUGCACUGUACCAGUGUCUUUACAGUUUUUUUGUAGAUUACUUUUAAAGCCUGAUGUCAACAUCUGCAUACCACAGAUUUGUAUAAACUGUAAUGAUCUGCCAGCUGGAUUCAUGAAUUCACACUGGUGGCAUUAGCUGCUCCUGUUUUUAAAUCUUGAUGGUACAGUUGUUUUUUUAAUUACCUAACCUGUCUCAACUGUGUUUAUCCUUUUGUUGCCUGAAUAUUUUCACUCUUAAGUGAAUUUCAUGUUAAAAAACCUCCUGUUUAAUUGUUACGUUAUCAAUAUGGUACUUUCACUGCCAAAACCUAGUUAUACUUUCUAAAAAAAAUAAUACAGCUGGUUUUAAGCUAAAAUUACUUUAGCUUCAGGUUUGUAGACAAAACUGGCUUAAGGCAGGAAUGAGGCCUAUUAAAAUUACCUUAAGAAUGGAUGCCCUAAAUGCAGUUGGAAUAAAAAGGUAGACAAGGUCUAAAGUCUCAGUGGUCCAAAAGGAGAAAUACUUUCCCAUUGCCUGAGACGUCUUUCUACCAGCACUGCUGCUUCUGCCUCAGCUUUUAAGUGCUUUGUGAAAUAGAUUUCAGUAGAACUCCAAAAUGUGUUUGGGUAUUUUUAAUGAAUCAGUAGCUUGUUUUUUUUUCUUUUGGCCUUACAACCUGGCCACUAUGGUACUCUUUGACUUUGUGUGUGUCGCAAAAUAUGGAAAUAUAAUUCAGGCAAAACAGAUCUUCAAUGCCUGUAUCCCCCUAACAACAACCAAUAUGAAUCUGAUCAAAGGUAGGAAUGUGAAAGUGUUCCUCUGUAAGUUAUUUCAAUAGCACAGGGGCAGCGGAGGAGGGUUAAGUAAUUUUGUUUAGCACCCUCAAAGCAAAGGUCCUGUGCAUACGGAAAUUCAGACUACUUCCUCUCUUCUCAGUGCAGAAUCUGCUACUUUUAUUUUGGUUCAAACUGUUGCGCUUAGGGUUUGCUUCAAGUAAACUGAGUUUUCCAAGAACUGGGGGCAGUGGGGGAAGGUGUUUCCUUUCUUUGGACUCCCCUGCCACUAGGGAUAGGAAGCUUUCUGCAUCAGAAGUUACUGCUUAGCUGGAGUUCAAAGUAUGAAUUGAAUGCACGUUAACACAGUGUGUGUGUUUAUUUAAAAAAAAAACUUUUGGUACAUUUUAUAAAGUUAACUAGUUUAACAAGCCUUUGUAUCUAUAUACAGUAUAUUUUUCUACUUUCAGCUUGUUGCAGCUUCAGUUUUUAACUAUGUAGUCUCUUCAGUUCACAUCAAAAUCUUGUCAACUUCUAAAAUAAAGUGAUUGUCAUGACA